GGGAGAUUAGGAAGACGAGCGUGACUCAGGGCAUUUGGGCGCGCUCCCCGUGCUGUGCAGCUCUUUUCCCACCGGCAGCUGCAGGCAGAGCCAGGGCAGGGGCUGGUGGUGAGAACAGGGUCGUCGCGGAGGCACCCCAGGGUGCCACAGAGCACUGGGUUAUGGUGCCACUGGGCUGAUUGCUGGGACGAAGCAGAGCAGCGGCAGGGGCCGAGCCCAAAGCCAUGGAAGGGCCCCGCCAGGAGGCUUACGAGGAGACAAUGAGGAGGAGCCUGGACCCUGAGGGCUACGAGGACCGCGGCAUAAAGGGCUCUCACCUGUCACUGGGGGAGAUGAGUAGGGCCGGCGCCAGCACCGGGUGCCCCUUACAGGCGUGGAGGGCCAGAGCCGAGGAGCUGACGCCCCUGCGCCAGUAUCUGCCCAGCCACCGGGGACGCUAUGACCUGGAUGGGAGGAGGCGCGUGGCCGGGGCCUCCCCAGGACAGGCGAGCCGCUGUGGCAGAGGGCAGCCUCCAUCAGUGACCGAUGUGGACCUGGAGGCAGCAGGGAGUAGGAGGCUUGUGUCCCAGCGGGACACGCAUGAGGGCUAUGUGGAGCUGCACGAGCUGGUCAUGGGCAGCACGAAUGAGCUGUUCUGGAUGGAGGCCGGCCACUGGCUCCAGCUGGAGGAGGAUUUCACGGAAGCCGGGCACUGGGGCCAGCCCCAUCUCUCCUUCCUGACCUACCGCAGCCUCCUGGAGAUCCGACGGGCUUUGGCCAAAGGUGCCGUGCUCCUCGAUGUGGAGGCCAACUCGCUGGCUGCCAUCGCCCACGUGCUCAUUGACCAGUUGAUCUAUGAGGGGCAGAUCAAGCCGCAGGACCAGGAGGACAUCCUGAGGACGCUACUGCUGCAACACAAACACCCAAGCGAGGCCGAGUCGGUGGGGAUCCUGCCACUGGCACUGCUGCAGCGCUCGGGCACAGGCUGGGCAGAAACGGAGCGGCUGCUGCUGCAAGAGCAGCAGCCCCUGGAGAUGCGCAGGCUGGCUGGGACUGAGCAGAGCCCGAGCGGGGCCACUAAACCCCAGCUCCCUGAGAAGAUCCCUGAGGAUGCUGAGGCCACACUGGUCCUCGUGGGCUGUGCAGCCUUCCUGGAGCAGCCAAAACUGGCCUUUGUGCGCCUGAAGGCUGCGGUGACACUGGACGCCGUCCUCAAUGAGCCCCUGCCCGUCCGCUUUCUCAUCGUGAUACUGGGCCCCGACAGCCCCCACAUCAGCUACCAUGAGGUCGGCCGUGCUGUUGCCACCAUGAUGUCCGAGAGGGUCUUUCGCCGGGAUGCCUACCUGGCCGAUGGCCGCCAGGACCUGCUGCGGGGAGUGGAGGACUUCCUGGAGGCCAGCAUCGUCCUGCCGCCCACAGAGACCCCAAGCAAGCAGCUCCUCCAUAGCCUGGUGCCGCUGCAGCGUGAGCUGCUCCGCCACCGAUACCAGCCCCCUGAGAAGGCAUCGGCUGAGGGCUUCCUGAAAGACCUGGGGCUAGAGGCACCAGCGGUGGAGGACGAUGACCCCUUGCGCAGGACAGGGCGACCUUUUGGGGGGCUGGUGCGGGAUAUCCGCCGCCGGUACCCCAAAUAUCUCAGCGACAUCAAGGAUGCUCUCAACCCCCAGUGCCUGGCUGCUGUCAUCUUCAUCUACUUUGCAGCACUGUCACCUGCUGUCACCUUUGGAGGCUUGCUGAGUGAGAAGACCAAGGGCAUGAUGGGGGUAUCAGAGCUGCUCAUCUCCACCUGUGUGCAGUGUGUCCUCUUCAGCUUGCUCAGCGCCCAGCCCCUGCUCGUUGUCGGCUUCUCAGGGCCCCUCCUGGUCUUUGAGGAAGCUUUCUACUCGUUCUGCAGUGACAAUGGCAUGGAGUACAUCGUGGGUCGGGUCUGGAUCGGCUUCUGGAUGAUCCUGCUGGUGCUGGUGGUGGUGGCCUGCGAGGCCAGCUUCCUUGUGCGCUACCUGUCUCGCUACACCCAGGAGAUCUUCUCCUUCCUCAUCUCCCUCAUCUUCAUCUAUGAGACCUUUGCCAAGCUCGUCACGAUCUUCAAGAAUCACCCACUGCAGCGGCAGUAUGCUGUGAAAGCCGAGGCUGACCCCAGUGUGCCAGAGCCCAACACGGCACUGCUGUCCCUUGUCCUCAUGGCUGGCACCUUCUUCCUGGCCUUCUUCCUCCGCAAGUUCAAGAACAGCGCUUUCCUGCCUGGCAAGGUCCGGCGCUUGAUUGGGGACUUUGGGGUCCCCAUUUCCAUCUUCAUCAUGGCAUUGGUUGACUUCCUCAUCACAGACACGUACACGCAGAAACUGAAGGUCCCCAAAGGGCUGGAGGUCACCAACUCGUCCGCCCGGGGCUGGUUUAUCAGCCCCAUGGGGGAAAACAAGCCCUUCCCCAUCUGGAUGAUGUUUGCUGCUGUGGUGCCUGCCCUCUUGGUCUUCAUCCUCAUCUUCCUCGAGUCACAGAUCACUACCCUCAUUGUCAGCAAGCCUGAGAGAAAGCUGGUGAAGGGCUCCGGCUUCCACCUAGACCUGCUGCUGAUCGUGGCCAUGGGAGGGCUGGCUGCCCUCUUUGGCAUGCCCUGGCUCAGCGCCACCACUGUCCGCACCAUCACCCACGCCAAUGCCCUCACUGUCAUGACCAAGACCUCUACUCCCGGCGAGAAAUCCCAGAUCCUGGAGGUCAAGGAACAGCGCAUCAGUGGUUUAUUGGUGGCUGUGCUCAUUGGCGUCUCCAUCCUCAUGGAGCCUAUCCUGAAGUACAUCCCUCUGGCUGUGCUCUUUGGCAUCUUCCUCUAUAUGGGUGUCACCUCCCUCUUCGGCAUCCAGCUCUUUGACCGCAUCCUGCUCUUGCUAAUGCCACCCAAGUACCACCCCGAUGAGCCCUACGUCACCCGGGUGAAGACUUGGCGGAUGCACCUUUUCACCUUCAUCCAGAUCAUCGUCCUUGUGCUGCUGUGGGUGGUGAAGUCCACUCCGGCCUCUCUGGCGCUGCCCUUCAUCCUCAUCCUCACCGUGCCCCUGCGGCGCUUUCUGCUGCCCAAGAUCUUCCGGGACAUUGAGCUCAAAUGUCUGGACGCGGAUGAUGCCGUGGUGACCUUUGAAGAGGCGGAGGGCACGGACGUGUACAAUGAGGUGCAGAUGCCCAGCUAAGGGCUCACUGCUGCCUGCCCCUGAUGGCCCCUACACCCACUUGCUUGUAGCUCCUCUGCUGCCAUCCUGGGGCAUGAGAGAGGGGGACAUGGGGACAUGGACCCCACACCCCAGCCCCCACCUUCGCACCCUGACAAUGGGGCCACCUUAUUGUUUUUCCCUCUCCACCCUUUUUUUCACAUAUUUUGAAUGGCCUGAGCUCACUCGCACUUUGCUGCCCACUGGGGAAGAGGCUGUCUGGGCUGGGGGGUCCCACGGGCCGCCCCCCACCCUGUGGCAGGUCAGCAUGGAUGGUGCCCUGUGUCACUGUCCUGCCCCCGAGAUCACUGUGGGGCUGUGACUGGGCACGAAGCAUGUGAAGAAGCUGGAGGAAGGUGCCCGAGCCCAGAGGGAGGAAGGGAUGGGGCGACGUGGUGGGGAUGGGGAUGCAGUGGGACAGGGUCCCCCCCACUUGCCCCAGCCCCAUUGCUCCCCCAGGGAGGCCCCCCCCCAACCCAGACCCUCUUCCUCAGAUCAACUUUCAGCAAUAAUGAGUGUGAACUAGGACAGAUCCUUCACCCCAUGAAGCCCUUUCCCUCCCUUUCUCCGUUGCUUUGCACCAGCAAAAGCAUCCCAGCUGCUCCGCCACGCUCACAGCAUCUCUGGGGUCGGGAUGUAAAUAGUCCAGGGAGGGGUUUAUAUAUUUGCAAUGAAGAUAAUUGUGCUAAAAAUGCCAAAAAAAAAAAAAAAUUAUGCUGAUGCUUCCGCAGGUAGGAUUCACUCAGAGCCAAACAAAAGACCCCCCAAAAAAACCCCCAAAAGCACCUUAAAAAGGAAAAAAAAAAAAAACAACCCCACAGAAAAAAGCAAAGUAGCCACCAGGAGUGAUCUGUAUAUUUGAUGCUAGCAGUUGGGGGAGUUUGUAAUUUAUUUCUAGAGGCUGAUGGUGCUCCUGCCUUUAGCGGGUACCACGUGUGUGUGUGUAUAUACUAGAGAGAAAGUAUAUAAAAAUUUACAGUUUUCUAGAAAGGCUUAUUUUAAAGGAUCCUGGUCAGGGCCUAAACUCUAUGGACCAGUCCCGCAGUGUGGUAAACUGAUGAAUUAGUGUAAGUAUUAUUCCUUUAUAUUUUUUUAGCAUUCAGUUAAAUCUGUGUAGUUUUCCUUGAUUUUUCCCUUACUUGCUGACUGUGUCUUGCCCAUUUCCGCCAGGAUUGCUCCCGAACUGGCUGAGCAUACCCCUGGUCCUGCUGGGGCCAAUCCUGCCUCGGUCAGACCCAAGGGUUGGAUCCAGGCCAGGCGCAGCAUACCUGAUCAGGGGGCAAGUUUGCUCCUUUUUGCAUAAAUCAGAGUGGGGGGACCCCAAAACCAGCCAUGGGGGAUAGCUGGGCGCGAAGGCAGACACGGGCAGCACUGCCUCCAGUUCAGGCGGCUUUAGUUUUAUUAAUUAUGUGUCCAAAAUAAUGUUAGGAGCUUUGAGGGUUUUGCCUUCCCUUCCCCACCUACCUCUGUAUCAGGCUUUAAUAAAGAAAUUAUUACAAUCAGAAA
This is a messenger RNA of Cuculus canorus (common cuckoo), 4688 nucleotides long. It is a transcript of the gene SLC4A1, whose product is annotated as solute carrier family 4 member 1 (Diego blood group). NCBI's taxonomy places the organism in Eukaryota, Metazoa, Chordata, Aves, Cuculiformes, Cuculidae. The coding region runs from base 225 to 3164 and encodes 979 amino acids. Gene Ontology annotation, biological process: regulation of intracellular pH; transmembrane transport; monoatomic anion transport. The transcript is spliced from 22 exons. Gene Ontology annotation, cellular component: basolateral plasma membrane; plasma membrane. The record is from RefSeq and is a predicted model, not a curated record. Gene Ontology annotation, molecular function: monoatomic anion transmembrane transporter activity; bicarbonate transmembrane transporter activity; solute:inorganic anion antiporter activity.